Sus scrofa (pig) is the source of this 4311-nucleotide messenger RNA. The record is from RefSeq and is a predicted model, not a curated record. Lineage: Eukaryota; Metazoa; Chordata; Mammalia; Artiodactyla; Suidae.
ACAGACACUGUGUCGGGUACAUUAACUCACUGAGCCACAACGGAAGCUCACGUGGAUGGCUUUUAAAACCCUCCAUCAUUCGGCCCCAUCCUAAGAGGUGGUCAAGACUCUUGUUCAGAGUCAGGCUUUGGUCUCAACAGCCUAGGUUCACCUUCUUGCUCUCCCACUUCCCAGUUGGGUAAUCAUGGGUGAGUUACUUAGCUUCCCUGGGAUAAUAAUACCUCACACCUAUACUUAUUUUAAGACCUUAUAAUCGUGCAUGGUCCUUAUGAAUAUACUAAAAACCACUGAUCUGUGUACUUUAAGAUGGUGAAUUUUAUAGAACAGGAAAGUAUCUAAAAAUUAAGCAUGGCGUCUGCCCUAGGAUAGGCUCUUUGAAAACAGAGUGGUGAUUAUCAUUCUUACCAAGGAGAUUUCCCAAGGGCGGGAGCACCUGGCCGGGCACAGGGCAGGUACUCUGUAAACACUGGCAGAACAUUCCAUAAGUAUGUUUGAAGCAUGUCCAAGACAGGUAUGGGGUGGGGGAAUGGAGGGCACAGACAUUCCAAGCCCAGUUUUUCGCUCUUGGGGAAUGGAGGCCGGACUAAUUCCUGGUGGUGACAGGGCCUCAAGGCUAAACCGGAGAGAGGGUGGAGCCCUCCUACCCAGUAACCGCCCACUGCCCUGGGAAUCCCAGCGCCUUUGUUCUGGGUAUCCCAGGUGACAGAACCCAGUCCAGCCAAUCCUGAGCCAUGGCUAAACGGAGAACACUUAACCCUAGAGGAUGAACCUGUUCUUAAUAUUUUUCUUUGACUGGCUGUAUGUGAUGUUCUGGGAAUUGACUUCAAACAAUCGCAACGCCCCGUCAGGCGUCAGGCCCCGCUGCCAAAGCCAGGCCUAGAGGGCGGGGCUUUUCCCGGGCCAGCCUCAGGCUCCAGGCCUCCCCAGACCCCUCCCCGGGGCACAAAGGCGGCUCGGUCCAAACGCUAGGCGGUGGGAGCAGAAGGGGAGAUUCCAGCUCAACAAAGCUGAGACAGGCUGAGGAGGGGCUGUGGGGGAUUUCCUAGAAACCAGCCAAUGUGCGAGGCCCAGGGGAGACGCCACGGAGCUGCAAACCCAGGAACCUCUUGGACAAAGACAUGUUCUCCAAGUCUGACCCAUUAUGUGUCAUGUAUACUCAAGGAAUGGAGAACAAGCAGUGGCGGGAGUUUGGACGCACUGAAGUCAUUGACAACACACUCAAUCCCGACUUUGUGCGCAAAUUCAUCGUGGAUUACUUCUUCGAGGAGAAGCAGAACCUCCGUUUUGACCUAUACGACGUUGACUCCAAGAGUCCGGAUUUAUCCAAACAUGACUUUCUGGGCCAGGCCUUCUGCACCCUGGGAGAGAUUGUGGGGUCCCCUGGGAGCCGCCUGGAGAAGUCCCUCACAAUAGGAGCAUUCAGCCUGAAUUCCAGGACGGGCAAACCCAUGCCAGCUGUGUCCAACGGAAGUGGUCUUUGGAUGGAAAGUUUGAGAACCACUGGUCUGGAAGCCUCCGGUGGUGUCCCAGGGAAGAAAUGUGGCACCAUCAUCCUGUCUGCUGAGGAGCUCAGCAACUGCAGGGAUGUCGCCACGAUGCAGUUCUGUGCAAACAAGCUGGACAAGAAGGAUUUCUUUGGGAAGUCUGACCCCUUCUUGGUGUUCUACCGAAGCAAUGAGGACGGAACGUUCACCAUCUGCCACAAGACUGAGGUCAUGAAGAACACCCUGAACCCAGUCUGGCAAACUUUCUCCAUCCCUGUGAGAGCCCUCUGCAAUGGGGACUAUGAUCGGACCAUCAAGGUGGAGGUAUACGACUGGGAUCGAGAUGGCAGCCAUGACUUCAUCGGGGAGUUCACUACCAGUUACCGGGAGCUGGCCCGCGGGCAGAGCCAAUUCAACAUCUACGAGGUGGUAAACCCAAAAAAGAAAAUGAAGAAAAAGAAAUACGUGAAUUCUGGCACAGUCACACUGCUUUCCUUUGCUGUGGAAUCAGAGUGCACGUUUCUCGACUACAUCAAAGGAGGGACUCAGAUCAACUUCACAGUAGCCAUUGAUUUCACGGCCUCCAAUGGGAACCCCUCGCAGUCCACGUCCCUGCACUACAUGAGUCCCUACCAGCUGAACGCCUAUGCUCUGGCGCUGACCGCCGUGGGGGAGAUCAUCCAGCACUAUGACAGCGACAAGAUGUUCCCUGCCCUUGGCUUCGGGGCCAAACUGCCCCCUGACGGAAGGGUGUCCCACGAGUUCCCACUGAACGGCAACCAGGAGAACCCCUCGUGCUGUGGCAUUGACGGCAUCCUGGAGGCCUACCACCACAGCCUGCGCACCGUGCAGCUCUACGGCCCCACCAACUUCGCCCCCGUGGUCACCCACGUAGCCAGGAACGCGGCCGCAGUGCAGGAUGGCUCCCAGUACUCAGUGCUGCUCAUCAUCACGGACGGGGUCAUCUCCGACAUGGCGCAGACCAAGGAGGCCAUCGUCAACGCUGCCAAACUCCCCAUGUCCAUCAUCAUCAUCGGCGUGGGCCAGGCAGAGUUCGAUGCCAUGGUGGAGCUGGAUGGUGACGACGUGCGGAUCUCCUCCCGGGGAAAGCUGGCCGAGCGAGACAUUGUCCAGUUCGUGCCCUUCAGGGACUACGUGGACCGCACCGGCAACCACGUGCUGAGCAUGGCGCGCCUGGCCCGCGACGUGCUGGCCGAGAUCCCGGACCAGCUGGUGUCCUACAUGAAGGCGCAGGGCAUCCGCCCGCGGGCCCCGCCCACGGCCCCAGCGCGCUCGCCCCCGCAGUCCCCGACCCGCACGCCCCCUGCGUCCCCCCUGCACACGCACAUCUGAGCCUAGUCUGCUCAGAUGGCUGGGGCUUUAGUUCAGUAGAAAGGUAGGCGUGGUGCCCGGAUCCCGCUCCAGUCCACCCAGCCCAGUCUUUGGAACAUGGUGUGCCUGGCAGGCCGCCAGGGGGUGGGGCUUCUGGAGACUCCUUCCCAUAGGGCCCAACCCCUGUCCCCCGACCCCGAGUUUGGGUGGACGGGUGGUGGAGGUGGGCAGCUGGGUCCUGCUCUGCUCUUUUCACUAACACCUGGUUUGGGACCAGCCAGGAAGAUGGUAAUCAGGAUGCCUAGGGUCCCUGUCAGCCACCUGGGUAAUCUCAUCUGAUCCUCUAUCACCCUGAAGCCUGGGCUGAGCCUCCCUCCUCCAGGCCCUUUCUCCUCUCCUCCUCCUGUGGUGUCUACUUCUGUACCUGGCCCCUGACCCCCACCCCAGUAUCUAUCCUGUCUUUAUUUCCAGUGAACCCCGUUGAGGCUGCUGGGUUUGCAGGAAUGCCUGUACAUGUGACCCCCCCCCCCCCACUGAGACCCUUGCAUGCAGUAGGCAUCCUACAGACCCACACCAGGGAGGCUGUGACAGUGGUGGAGGCCACGUGAUGGGCAGGGAACAGAGGUUUUUCAGACAUAGAGUCCUUCCUGGUGCCUCAAGCCCAGUAUGAAGCUGGCUCUGCACACACACAUCCAUAGGCCUCUCCCCAGUCGGGGCCCACAGGCACCUCCACAGUCAGCUUCUGCCUGGAGGCAUCACCUUUUCUCUCCCAGAGGCUGCCCAGGGUACUUUGCACCCAUGCCUUUGCUGCCCACCUAGAGGCCUAGGUGAGAAGCAGCCCAGUUCCAGAACUCUCCACUGCCCCUCUAUCCCAUGGGGAUAGGGGACGAGAGUCCUGGGUUCAAGUCCUGCCUCCAGCCCCUGUCUGCUAUGGGAACCUGAGCAAGGCCCCUCUACCUUCUGGGUCUCAGUUUCCACAUCUGUGAGGCAGAAGUGUUGACCAGAUGGCCCUGGUUUACUUUCAGCUCUGAGGCCCCAAGAGUCCAUUCAUCCCACGCCCAGCUCCCACAUCCCAGUCCUCACUGGUGCAACCCUUCAGGCCGUCUUGGCUCUAGGGUCACCCUGUUCCAUCCCAUCACCCCACAUCCACCCUAGUCCUGCAUCCUUGGGCUCUCGUGUCUGAGCCCCUGUCCCUGCUGUGGGAAAGGUGAGAAAGAUGACCUCAUCCCUGGGCCCACCCAGCCGCCCAGCCUUUACCACAUGGGGAGCAGGUCAUGCAUGCCAGUCCCUCCUGCCGCAUGGGGCACCUCAGCCCACUGACCUUCCCGUGCCUGGGUGGAGGCCAGGCCCUACCCUGUCUGCUGCCAGAUGCUUCUUCCCUUCCUAUCAUGCAUGAUGGUGGUGUUUCUACGCUGUCUGGUCCUGUGCCUGUCUCUGAGACAGUCUCUCUGUGGAAUUUGCCUUAAAUUGACGUAAAUUUGGUUCUUUUACUAAA